AUGGAACAGGCCAAAAACGUAAUUGGUCGUCUUGGAAGAAACCGUCGGUUCGUAUCCUUUGGCUAUGUCCCUUUCUUCAAGCACAUUAAUGUGCAAAAUGUCCGUUUCAACAAAGACGAGUCCCUGAAAGCGCACUGCCUCCAUAUUGUGCUGGAAAUCAUGGACACAGAGAGCCCCAGUGACUGGACAUCGGAGCAUUUGCGAUCGGAUCAAAUUGACCAUGCUGCAUAUAACGUGGUCGUGUUAAACUGGAUCCGCCAGUUUUACAAAAGUACAGCUUAUUAUGUACAUGUUCUGUCAUUCACAGUUUUGGCUAUGCUCUACUCUACUUGCAAAAAAAAAAACUAA
This is a messenger RNA of Caenorhabditis briggsae, 348 nucleotides long. The transcript is spliced from 2 exons. Lineage: Eukaryota; Metazoa; Nematoda; Chromadorea; Rhabditida; Rhabditidae. The record is from RefSeq and is a predicted model, not a curated record. The coding region runs from base 1 to 348 and encodes 115 amino acids.